Molecule: messenger RNA, 1899 nt
Organism: Striga hermonthica
Lineage: Eukaryota; Viridiplantae; Streptophyta; Magnoliopsida; Lamiales; Orobanchaceae
Source: the annotation of a GenBank genome assembly
AUGAAGUAUAUGAAACUUGGGUGUAGACCUGACACUUUCUACAACACAGAGAAUGUUAGGUCUGUCUCAUCAGAGGUUUCAAGUGAUCUCAUCAUCCAAGUUAAAGGAAGCAGAUAUUUACUCCACAAGUAUCCCCUGCUCUCUAAAUCCCUGCUCCUCCAAAAACUAUGCUCCGAAAUCCCGAAAACGCCCUCGAACCUCCACAUCCUCCAGCUCCCGGACUUCCCGGGCGGGCCCGACUCGUUCGAGCUCUGCGCCAAAUUCUGCUACGGCAUCACGAUCACCGUCAGCGCCUACAACUUCGUCCCGGCCCGUUGCGCGGCCGAGUAUCUUCAAAUGGCCGAGAAAGUCGAGCCGGGCAACUUGAUCCAGAAGCUCGAGACCUUCUUCGUUUGUUGCAUUCUCAUCGGUUGGCGGGACUCGAUCGCCGUCCUCCGGGCCACGCGGGCCCACCCCUUGUGGUCCGAGGACCUCGGCAUCACGACCCGUUGCAUAGAAUCCAUCGCUUCUCGGGUUGGGCCGGGCCGGGCACGUUGGGCCGAGGACAUAUCCGAGCUCGAGCCCGACCUCUACCUCCGAACGAUGACGGCCAUCAAGUCAUUCGGGAGGGCCACGGUCGGGGAUGCUCUGCAGGUGUACGCGGCCCGCUGGCUCGAUCGGGCUGGGCCGGGACGGGCCGCCCUGGAGGCGGUCGUGGGCCUGCUGCCGGACGAGAGGGGUUCGGUCCCGUGCGGUUUUCUGGCUCGGCUGUUGAAGGAUUCGGGUAUGUUAGGCUUGUCAUACUCGUCCAGGAAUGAGUUGGCGAGGAGGAUCGGACUGCAGUUGGACGAGGCCAGCGUGGACGACGUGCUCAUCCCGUGUUUUUCGGAAGGCGUUGAAAACGGGCACGACGUGGACAUUGUGAUGGCGAUUUUGGAAGGGUUCAUGUCGAGGGGGCUCGGGAGCCGACCCACAAGCCCACAAGGGCACCGGAGGUCGAGGUCCGCGGAUUCUGAUUUUCGGGAGGGGAGGAGAUCAUCCUACGCUUCGCAUCACGGGUGCUUGGUUAGGGUCGGGAGGCUCGUCGACGGGUAUUUACGGGAGAUCGCCAAGGACGAGGGCUUGCCACUGCCGAAAUUCGUCAGCGUGGCCGAGGCCGUGCCCGAGUGGGCCCGGUUGGAGCAUGAUGACCUUUACAUGGCCAUCGACACUUAUCUAAAGGUGCACCCUGAACUCGACAAAACCGAACGAAAGCGUUUGUGCCGAAUACUUGAUUGCAAGAAGCUGUCGAUCAAAACAUGUUUGCACGCAGCCCAAAACGAGAAGCUCCCGUUGAGAGUGGUCGUGCAAGUCCUCUUUUUCGAGCACGCGCGAGCUACGAAUAAUCUCGAGCUAGCGGGAGGCAUCAAGGCACUAAUAGAGGGGGACAAUGUACCAUCAAAUUUGGCCACGUCUUUUGGUAAAAAUACGAAAGUGCCACCGGACGACGAACAAUGGAGGUCGCCAAAGUCUAAUGUUUCCACCUUGAAAAUGAGGCUGGCCGAGGAUGACGACUCGGACGACGACUUUCCAGACGGGUUCGAAAAGUACUCGAAAAUGAGGUCCUUCUGCAUGAUCCCUAAGAGGCCUAAGAGAAUUUUUACAGCACAACAGAUUAAUUGGGCCACCAAGUGUAGACCAGUCAAAUUUUGGCCCGGCCCAGUUUCGACCGGAUCUCUUUUCAGAUGGAACGAAAUGAACCGGGCUUAUUCGCCCGACCAAACGGGCAGCAGCAUAACUGACCAGGCUAGCCCGUUCGCCUCGCGAACGCUAAGUGCAAUUAAACACGAUAACCCCCCGUGUGAGCCGUGUUUUGGCCGAAGCAAUUGCGACUCGAAAAGCCUUCGAGCCAAUGGGUUCAACCCGGACCUAAGUCGAUAG